AUGUCUCAACACCACCAAUGCAACACCUACACUGAAGCUCUUGAUCAGAUUCAUCUGCAAUCCCUCGAAUAUUAUCAAGAAGUUGUCGAUCAACAAGGAGGUUGGGAGAAUUACAAAGUCACACCAGAACAAGCUCGAUACUACAUCAAUAAGAAGAAGCAUACUUAUCAUAUUUGGAUGGGUGAGAUGAAGAAUGUUCAUUUGGGAGAAUCUGUUGUGAAGGAUUUGAGAGAUUUCAUCAAGUAUUUGGAUCAUGAGGAGGUGAGAUUAUUGUGGGAUGAAGAAUUGGUCAAGAGUCAAACUAUUCACGAAACAAUUGCAAAAAAUUGUAAAGAAAGUUGUAAGCAUGAUGAUUUGAAAGUUUUUUAUAGAGAGUUUAGUUCUGGAAGUAAGGCCAUUUCGAAUCGUGAAUUUGUAGUUUCUAGAAAUAUUUAUCAAGAUCCCAAAUUGGAAAAUGUGAUGUGGUUGUGUACUCAUACACCAAUGGACUUUCCAGAUUAUGAACACAAGAAUGCACCAAAGAAUUCAUCAUGUGUAAGAGGAAAGGUCAUGCUGACUUCAUGGAGAUUUGAAAAGUUACCAUCCACUAUUGAAGGAAAAUCAUGUUUUAACAUUUCUAUAAUGACACAUUCAGAACCUGGAGGUUGGGUAACUGCUUCUUUGUUUAAUAAUAGUGCAGGUGAUAGACCAGCAGCAACAGUUUCGAGAUUGGUUAAAUAUUUACAAACAACCAAACAAUAA
Molecule: messenger RNA, 741 nt
Organism: Naegleria gruberi
Lineage: Eukaryota; Heterolobosea; Eutetramitea; Acrasida; Naegleriidae
Exons: 1
Coding region: 1-741 (246 amino acids)
Molecular function (GO): lipid binding
Source: RefSeq, a predicted model, not a curated record